Rhopalosiphum padi (bird cherry-oat aphid) is the source of this 665-nucleotide messenger RNA. RefSeq lists its product as uncharacterized. Lineage: Eukaryota; Metazoa; Arthropoda; Insecta; Hemiptera; Aphididae. Gene Ontology annotation, biological process: maturation of SSU-rRNA from tricistronic rRNA transcript (SSU-rRNA, 5.8S rRNA, LSU-rRNA). The transcript is spliced from 4 exons. Bases 24 to 665 code for a protein of 213 amino acids. The record is from RefSeq and is a predicted model, not a curated record. Gene Ontology annotation, molecular function: snoRNA binding; protein binding. Gene Ontology annotation, cellular component: small-subunit processome; Pwp2p-containing subcomplex of 90S preribosome.
AGAUUUUGUCCAAGGCAAUUCGGAUGAAUAAAGAUAAUUUGAAUGUUUGGAUUGAAAUAUUGACAAUUUAUAUUGAAAAUAAUUCUUUUGAAAUGGCAUAUAAAGUUUUUCAAGAUGCCAUCAAGUCGCUGGAAUCAAAUUCAAUACCAUUAUGGGAAUUAAUGGAAACAUUUAUAAUUAACUUAGACCAAAAUAAUUCGCUUUUAGAUUUCUACUACCAAGCUUCAUACGUGCCAUGGCCCCAAAUUAAUUUGAUUUACAGAGUGAAAUACUUGAAUAUUUUUGGAAUGGACAAUGGGAUAACUGCUAUUCGUAGACUGUUUAAAGAAUUGAAUAGUAUAAGUCCGCCUUGUAAACAAUUAUACAUUGAAAUGAUUGCUUAUGAACAAUCCUUGAGUUCUGUCAACAUAACACAAGUCAGUAAAUUGUACAACGAAGUAUGCUAUAACUUGGGACAUGGUGAUGUUGAGUUGUGGGCUCAUUAUAUUCGAUUUGAGUACAUGCAUGUUGAACGAUAUACAGCAAAGAAUAUUUACAAAUCAUCUUUGGAAUAUUUGGGACCAGAGUUAUUUGGCGUUUUGACAACAGAGUUUGGAAAUAUCAAAAGUGAAUAUGAGGAAACCCUGACUAUAAAUCCGGAAGUUGUUAAAAUUGAUGAAGUUUGA